Messenger RNA from Manis javanica (Malayan pangolin), 4828 nucleotides. RefSeq names its product synaptic vesicle glycoprotein 2C (gene SV2C). Gene Ontology annotation, cellular component: synaptic vesicle membrane. Gene Ontology annotation, biological process: chemical synaptic transmission; transmembrane transport. Lineage: Eukaryota; Metazoa; Chordata; Mammalia; Pholidota; Manidae. The record is from RefSeq and is a predicted model, not a curated record. Gene Ontology annotation, molecular function: transmembrane transporter activity.
GGUACACUUGCCACGCCGCCGCCCAGCACUGCAGCACUCGGGGGGAGGAGGCGGAGGCGGAGGCGGAUGAGGACCGCAGCGUGCAAGCCCGAAGCCACUUUCCCGCCCCUCCUCUCGCCGCUGACAACGCUUGUAGGAGUCACCACUCUUCGCGCUGCGGGAGAGAGUGGCAGACGGAGGCGGUCCCUGGGAGCGAGCCGGAGCGACGCCCGCACGGCAGCGGAUGCAGCGCUGACACUAACCAGGGCAAGGGUACCUGGUGGCUGGAGGCACCGUUUUGAACCCAAAGUGGAAGAUGUUGUGAGGGCUGACUAGAGUCUGUGAAAAGCUGCCGUCUCCUCAUUGGCCAUCAGUUGAGAUAAGAUGGAAGACUCUUACAAGGAUAGGACUUCCCUGAUGAAGGGUGCCAAGGACAUUGCCAAGGAGGUGAAGAAACAAACAGUAAAGAAGGUGAAUCAAGCAGUGGACCGGGCCCAGGAUGAGUACACUCAGAGGUCCUAUUCUCGGUUCCAGGAUGAAGAGGAGGAUAAUGACUGUUCCCCGCCCGGAGAAGCCUAUGACGCAGAGGCCAACGACGGGGAAGGCUCCAGCGACGCUACUGAGGGCCACGACGAAGACGACGAGAUCUACGAAGGGGAGUAUCAGGGAAUCCCCGGCGUGACCCAGGGGAAAGACAGCAUCGUGUCGGUGGGGCAGCCCAAGGGCCAUGAGUACAAGGACCGCCGGGAGCUGGAGUCAGAGAGGAAAGCGGACGAGGAGGAACUAGCCCAGCAGUACGAGCUGAUCAUCCAGGAGUGCGGUCACGGCCGCUUCCAGUGGGUCCUCUUCAUCGUCCUGGGCAUGGCCCUGAUGGCAGACGGCGUGGAGGUGUUUGUCGUCGGCUUUGUGCUGCCUAGCGCUGAGACAGCCCUCUGCAUACCAAAUUCCGGAUCGGGAUGGCUAGGCAGCUUAGUGUACCUCGGGAUGAUGACAGGGGCAUUCUUCUGGGGAGGCCUGGCAGACAAAGUGGGAAGGAAACAGUCUCUUCUGAUAUGCAUGUCGGUCAACGGAUUCUUUGCCUUCCUUUCUUCAUUUGUCCAAGGUUAUGGCUUUUUCCUCUUUUGCCGCUUACUUUCUGGAUUCGGGAUUGGAGGAGCCAUUCCCACUGUGUUCUCCUACUUUGCUGAAGUGCUGGCCCGAGAGAAGCGGGGUGAGCAUCUGAGCUGGCUCUGCAUGUUCUGGAUGAUCGGUGGCAUCUAUGCCUCUGCCAUGGCCUGGGCCAUCAUCCCACACUAUGGCUGGAGCUUCAGCAUGGGGUCUGCCUACCAGUUCCACAGCUGGCGUGUGUUCGUGAUCGUCUGUGCUCUUCCCUGUGUCUCCUCAGUGGUGGCCCUCACGUUCAUGCCUGAAAGCCCACGGUUCUUGUUGGAGGUUGGAAAGCAUGAUGAAGCUUGGAUGAUUCUGAAGUUAAUUCAUGACACAAACAUGAGAGCACGGGGUCAGCCUGAGAAGGUCUUCUCGGUAAACAGAAUCAAAACCCCAAAACAAAUAGAUGAACUGAUAGAAAUUGAGAGUGACACAGGAACAUGGUACAGGAGGUGUUUUGUUCGCAUUCGCACAGAACUCUACGGGAUUUGGCUGACUUUUAUGAGAUGUUUCAACUACCCUGUCAGAGAAAACACAAUAAAGCUUACAAUUGUUUGGUUCACCCUGUCCUUUGGGUACUAUGGAUUAUCUGUUUGGUUCCCUGACGUCAUUAAACAUUUGCAGCUGGACUCACUGGUAAUAAAACAAGUGGCAAGAGAGAAGUAUACAAAUUUCACUGUUAACUAUACAGUGGAAAAUCGGGUGCAAAUCGCAAUGGAAUUCGACAAUGGCAGAUUCCAAGGGGUCAAGUUCAAAUCUGUAACUUUCAAAGAUACAGUUUUUAAGUCCUGCACCUUUGAAGAUGUGAUUUCACUCAACACCUACUUCAAGAACUGCACAUUUAUUGAUACUGUUUUUGACAACACAGAUUUUGAGGCAUAUAAAUUCAUUGACAGCAAAUUUCAAAACUGCUCAUUCUUUCACAAUAAGACGGGAUGCCAGAUUACCUUUGAGGAAGACUAUGGUGCCUACUGGAUUUAUUUUGUCAACUUCCUAGGGACCUUGGCAGUGUUGCCAGGGAACAUUGUGUCUGCUCUCCUGAUGGACAGAAUCGGGCGCCUAACGAUGCUAGGUGGCUCUAUGGUGCUUUCAGGGAUCAGCUGCUUUUUCCUUUGGUUUGGCACCAGCGAAUCCAGGAUGAUAGGCAUGCUGUGUCUGUACAACGGAUUGACCAUCUCAGCCUGGAACUCUCUCGAUGUGGUCACUGUAGAACUGUACCCCACAGACCGGAGGGCAACAGGCUUUGGCUUCUUGAAUGCGCUGUGCAAAGCAGCAGCUGUCCUUGGAAACCUCAUAUUUGGCUCUCUGGUCAACAUCACCAAAUCAAUCCCCAUCCUACUGGCCUCCACUGUGCUCGUGUGUGGAGGACUGGUGGGGUUGCGCCUGCCUGACACACGAACCCAGGUCCUGAUGUAAAAGGAAAAAAGCCAUCCAUCCUGUGUUUCUCUCUCCUGCCUUGCGUCAACACUCCUGGCUGACUCAAGGCUUCUGAUUUUUCAGAUCUAGGAAGGUGGUCAAAUACCAGAACCAGUGACUCUUGCUGUGACUAAAAUUUAGAUGCAUAACGUCUUGCCCCUUAAAUGUGAUUUUGCACAGGUUUUUUUCCAUGCAUUGUUAUCCUUCCCAGCUGUGAUCCUGCUGCCUCCCAAAAAUCAGUGGAAGCAUUUUUAAGUGUCCUAGUCAGCCAGGCCUCCCUGAGCUGCUGGGUACUGAAGGUUUAGAAGCCAAGAAGAGGACUGUGUUGCCGUAAGGACUAGAUCCUGCUCGUCGUUCAACAUUCACAGGAAAUAUAAGUUGGCAUUUUAUUGCAUUUGUGCUGAGGAAAGGGAUUUUUUUUUUUCAGAGUGAUAUUUCCUGUUUACUUAGAAAAGGACACCCAGCAAUUCUCACUGUGACAGCAGACAUUUCAAAGAAAACCCUGUGGUACCAAACAGAGCUGGGUGGAGCUCUCUUCAGGCAGUGACAAUUAAGGUGACUGCUGACCAGAAAAAUAAGGGCUCUGCGGCAACGAUCCGAGUGGGGUGCGGGAGCAAGAUUGCUGCCAGAAAGCCCGAUGGAACUGCUGAAAAAAUAGGAGGAAAAGGGACCACGGCAGUGUCUAUGAUUUUGGCAGGUGGCCAGAAUGUUAGAGAAUCAGAGACCAGAGACAGAGAGCUCUGCCUGCGUUUACCUCCCGCCCCCACCCCCAGUGGCCAUUGAUCUUGCCAGAUAGCAGAUUCAGGGGAAAAAAGUCACUUCUUAAAAACUGGGUCUGCCUACCCGAUUUUUCCAUUCAUCCAAACGACCUCCCCUCGAAAGUACCACUUUCCUGAGCGACAGUGCCCCCAGGUAGCUGACACGGGACUUGCCCUGAAGCGGCCUCGUUCCUGUAACUUCCACUGGGCUGAUGCACUGGUCAUUGUGUUCCUGGCUGCUGGCUCUGUGGAAGCACAGCCUGCUGCGUGCCGAGGGGCCCUCUGGCAACAAGGGCAGCAUCUCCUGCUGUAGUUUGGCUGCUCCUUUUACCUCUGGAAUCUGGCCUGAGAGAGAGAGGUCAGCGCAGGACAUUCCCAUGGACAGUCAGCUCGGUGACCUUCUCACCCCCCUCGUCUGCCCUGGCUGCAAGCUCGUCCUUUUCACUCGUCUUUGAAAUCUGAAGCCUCUUCAAGUAGAAUUGCAGCAAUGACCAGCAGCCAAGAAUAAAUCCCAUAUUAAAACAAUAUUCCUUUUUUCAGCGCCCUCUGUGUUGUUAGAGGGUUAUCCUCGUUCCUUAUUAUAGGCAUUUCCAGCAGGCUACAGCCCUGAGGCCUCUGGGAAAGGAGAGCCUUUGUUUCUAAUAGCCAUUACCUUCAAAGUUGUCUUAACCCCCGAGGCCUCUCUGCUGCCACUCCCCUCCCUAAUGACCCUCAUAGAGCUCUAGAGGCAGAGUCAGGCCCUGGGAAAGGCUUCUUUCAUUAACAAAAGCCACACAUCGACCCACCUUGCGGUAGUUUAGGUCUGUAAGGGGGGCAGCCUGGUGUUGGGGGCUGGAGGAAGAGGGUGGUUCCCUGGGGACACAGGCUCAGGGGAACUCAAACCCAAAACUGCAAAGGGGGCAGAAGAAGGAGAAUCAAUUAAAACUAGAUGAGGUCUAUUAGACCGAUAUCAACAAAGGAGGGAAAGAAACUGAAUUUACCCUCACUCCUGCCUCACGUAAUGUUAUUGGAGAACAAAGCAGUCAAACAACCCAAGAGAGCACCUUGAAUGGUUCUUCCAUAUGAUUUAUUUCCCCACCUACCUACCCCUUGAUUUACCUUCCUAGGAAAGGCAUAUCUGGGGACCUGAGCAGGUUGUUGUAGUUGAAUGUAGCAUGAGCAGUAAUAACUAAGGUGUGUAUCUCCAUCAACCCAUUCAAAAGAAAAAUAGGAAUGUACAUGCUGCUGCUGUCUCUAGUCUUCUGUGAUAGUUCAGCUUGCUUACUGGGCCAUCUUUACUUUUAAAUGUCUGUUGUAGCUCUAAAUGCAUAAAGUAUCUCCCAAGCUGCAAAGAAGUUCUACAGAAUUUAUUGUAACUCUAGGUUGGGUCUGAAUAGGAUUAACCAGCAGAACCCCACUUCAUGAAACCUGCCACCAUGCAUCCCCUUCAGAAGGACCUUUCUCGGCCUUCCUGUCACCAAAUCCAAGCCUCCCAGGUGGGCCAAGAGGGGUCUAUUCUAAUCUGGACAGCCUGGUCACAAACCUUUGGU